Phragmites australis (common reed) is the source of this 2363-nucleotide messenger RNA. RefSeq lists its product as uncharacterized. The transcript has 3 exons. Gene Ontology annotation, molecular function: acetylglucosaminyltransferase activity. The coding region runs from base 444 to 1985 and encodes 513 amino acids. Lineage: Eukaryota; Viridiplantae; Streptophyta; Magnoliopsida; Poales; Poaceae. The record is from RefSeq and is a predicted model, not a curated record.
AGAUUAAAAACGAGCCCUUUAUUCCGAUCGUGCGACGUCCUUCAAGCCGCAAAGCUUAACAAUACCCGCGAGCCGCAAGGAGGCGUCGUCCAAAUCAUAGCGCCCACGCCGUACGGUGUCGCCGCCGAAUCAUUUCCCGAAGGCGAGAGCGGGCAUCGGCCGGGGGACAUACAAAUACGCCCACGAAUCCAACUCGAGGAGGGAGGAGAGAACAGUGCAGCGUUCCGUUCCCACGCCACGCCACGCCGCGCGCCACGAUUCCGCCGUCUCCGAGGAGGGGCCUCAAAGGGAGCGCCUCGCCACCAGCCUCAUCAUUGUUUCCAGGAAAAGAACGGCCGGGGGCUCAAGCCAUUUCGGCCUGCCUCGCGAGAUCCCCGUGAGACCGUUGCUGUAGCCGGGAAGGGGAGGGAGGGGGGAGGAGGUGGUGAUCGUGGCAGGGGCGGAUGCUACACAAAUGGAAGGUUGUGGAGGGCGGUGGAUGCGCCAGCGGCGCGGCUGGGGGAGACCAGCGCCGGCGGUGCGUGGCGGCGUCGCUGUCCAUGCUGAUCGCGGCCACCCUGGCGUUCCUUGCCUACGUCGCCUUCUUCCCGAACGACGGCGCCGGUGGGCUGUACCGGUUGUGGAGGUGCCAGGAUUGCGCGGGCGAGCUGGGCGAGUUCCCGAAUGACGAGGCGGUCGCGGCCGAUGGGCCUUCGGCUGGUGGCAUCCGCGCGCCGACGACGCUGUCGCACAUCGUGUUCGGCAUCGGAGCAUCAGCGCAGACGUGGGAUCAGCGCCGUGGGUACGCGGAGCUGUGGUGGCGACCCGACCAGAUGCGCGGACACGUCUGGCUCGACCAGGAGCCGGCGAGCCUGUGGCCGGCGGCGACGUGCCCCCCGUACCGCGUCUCGGCGGACGCCUCGUUUUUCGGCAACCGGGCGUCGGCGUCGCGGAUGGCCAGGAUCGUGGUGGACUCGUUCUUGGCCAUCACGGCGGAGCUGGGGAACGACACUGCGCGGGACGUGGUGCGGUGGUUCGUGAUGGGCGACGACGACACCGUGUUCUUCCCGGACAACCUGGUGGCCGUGCUGCGCAAGUACGACCACGAGGAGAUGUACUACGUCGGGGCGCCGUCGGAGAGCGUGGAGCAGAACGUUAUGCACUCGUACGGCAUGGCGUUCGGCGGCGGCGGGUUUGCGGUGAGCUACCCGGCCGCUGCCGAGCUCGCCAGGUCCAUCGACGGCUGCCUCGACCGGUACAGGUGGUUCUACGGCAGCGAUCAGCGCGUGCAGGCCUGCCUCAGCGAGCUCGGCGUCCCGCUCACCCGCGAGCCCGGAUUCCACCAGGUGGACAUCCGUGGCGACGCGUACGGGAUGCUGGCGGCCCACCCUAUGGCGCCGCUGGUCUCGCUGCACCACCUCGACCACAUCCAGCCCAUCAGCCCGCAGGGCAAGACCGCUCUCGACGCGGUCCGUCCGCUAAUCGGCGCGUCGCACUUCGACCCGGCGCGGUUGCUACAGCAAAGCUUCUGCUACCAGCACGGGCCGGGCUACACCUGGUCCGUCUCCGUUGCGUGGGGCUACACCGUGCAGGUGUACCCGUGGCCCGUGGCCCCGCACGAGCUGGAGGUCCCGCUGCAGACGUUCAAGACCUGGCGAAGCUGGGCCAACGGGCCGUUCGUGUUCAAUACCCGCCCGCUGAGCCCCAGCGACGCGUGCGCUAGGCCCGCGAUGUUCUUCCUGAGCGGAGUGCGGAACGAGACGGGCCGCGCCACCGUGACGGAGUACGCGAGGCACGUCGUGCGGUCGGAGAUGCAGUGCGACAAGGCCAGCUUCCGUGCGGCGUCCACUGUGCACACGGUCAGGGUGUUCGCUCCCAGGAUGAGUGAGAGUGACUGGAAACGGGCACCUCGGCGGCAUUGCUGCAAGACUAAGAGGACGAGGUGGGGCUCGGUGCUGGUGGUGCGGAUACGACGCUGCGGCGGAGGAGAACUCACGACGCCAUAGAUUCCAUAUAUCCAUGCAUGUUGCCGUGAUUUCGCCACGGCACGGAGAACAAGACACUAGUGCGAUACUGAUUGCAGUGACGGAUAGCUCUCGUGCUCGCGAGACAUAGAGGCUACAGGUUCUGUUCUUGGACCGGCAGUAGAGAGUGCAGAGUGUCUUUCCUGCUAGCCUUGAUCGCUGUGUAUAAAUGCCUACAUGAUUUAUGAGACAUACAGAUCACAAAUCAUAUAUACUUACAUCAGGUGCACAUUUACUUUUUCUUUUUCUUUUUCUGGUUUGGCCAUAUGGGCGAGUGUAUUAUUAUGCUCAUGUUUGUAAAAGCCAGAUGUUCUGCUUACAAAGAGAGAUGUGAUAGUAGCAAUGCAUAGGAUUGUUCUA